UAUAAGUUUUAAAGAGGUUAACAAAAAUUUUAUUAAUAAAAUAAAAGAAAAAUGAAUUCAGAAAAUAUUAAGUUUAUUUAUAUUUGAUACGAAUAAUUCUGCUAAUAAUUUGGCAAUAUGUUUUAACAUUAUACAUGACAAAUAAAGAAAAAAAUAUCUGUCAGAUGAAUAUUUACUUAACUGAAAUAAUAUUUAAUUAAGGAAAUGAUUAAUCAAAGAAACAUUUCUUAAGAGAAACAAUGAUAUAUCUUCCAUUACCUGAAAGGUAAUGUUCAAUUUUGAAAUAUUUAAAUGAAUACAUGUUUUCUUAAUAUAAUUAUAUUUUAAAUACAUUUGUAUAUGAAUAUGGCGCAAAUACAAACUUCGGGCGCGGAUGGAUUACCAAAACAUUUUGUGACUGCUAUGCGUACACUUUUUGAUAUAAUGGAUGACCAAAAUACUGGUUUUGUCAAGUUUUCUGAUAUUGAAGGCAGAUGGCAAGAUGAUGGAACACAAGGUCUUCCAAAAGGAGUUUUGGAUAGUCUUAAGAAAGUUACUCCAUCUAAUGGAUUAUUAUCUUUUGAAAGGUUUUGUAUGGGACUUAAGAUAUGUUUAUUACAAAUUCAAACUGAGACUGAUUCUAAAAAACAUGAUGGUCAACCAAAUAGACCACCUUCUGCUCCAAUAUUAAUACCUGAUAAUCAAAAUAAAACAACAUGGACAUCUUCAAAUACAGCAACUAUUAGACCGAAUAAUGUUAUAUCUCAACAACGUACCUUAAGCAUGCCUCAAUUAUUAGCAAAUCGAAAAGAUGCAAAUGCACAAAUAGAAUUAAUGGAUAAUAGAACUGCACCUGAAAUAAAAUUAAAUAAGACAUAUGGACCUCCAAAACCUCCAAGAAUGGGUAUUGCAUUAGAAACCAGAGCUAUUAAUUCAGAUAGAAAUUUUGAUAAAUCUGAAAUUCGAACUGUAUUACAAAAUUGGCAAAUGAGUUUAUUAAUGAAUGAUGAGAAAACUAUAGAAAAAAGACAAUUACCAACGAAUUAUAGAUCUGAUACUAGAACAUUAUUAAGACCAACUAGAGUAUUAGGAGAUGGUAAAGCUGUUGAUUUACAAAAUAAUCAAGUUAUUUUACAGCCUAAAAAACCAUUAAAUAAACGCAGAGAACCUAGACGUCACACGUUGCAGAAUGGUAUUGAUUACAAUAUGAUGAAAAGAAUGAAACAGAUUGAACAAGAAAAAGAUGUAUUACUUCAAGGACUAGCUGCAGUUGAUAAAGCUAGAGAAUGGUAUUUGAAACAAAUUUCUUCUACUCAAGAAAAAAUCAAACAUCUUGGGCGAAUGGGAUCUCACGUGGAACAAUGGACAGAAGCUCAACAAGAACGUUUGGAAUUACAACGUGCUCGAGUAUUAGAAGUUAAUAGACAUUUAGCUGCAUUAAUAAGUAGUUGGGAACGUGGUGGACUUCCUCUUCACAUGAAUCUUGCUUUUCUUAGUACUCCUACAUCAAAUCAACUUCAACAAGAUAUAUUAUCUAGAUUAAAACAACAAAAUCAUAGAUUAACAGAAGAAGUCACUAAAAAAAAUCAACGGAUAGCAAUACUUGAACAAGAAAAGGACAAUUUGGUACGAGAAUUGUAUAAUAGACAAACUAAUAUGGUUCAGUCUAGAAGAGCAAUGAUUCAUGAACAACAUGAUCAAACAUUCAUGUAAGAAUAUAAAUUGAGAAGAUUUAAUAAUGUAAUGAAUUAUAUGCAAAUUAUCAAAUAUACAUAUAUUAAUGAAAUCAUAUUGAAACUUUAGAUAUAUGUAAAGUCUGUGAAAUAUUCUCUAUACUAAAACUCGAAUGUACUUAGUUAUACUUAGUUAUACAUAUUGUAAAUGAAACUUCAAAAUGUUUAUAAUCCAAGAAUCAAGAGAUCAUGAGAGAAUCAAGAGAGAUGUUCUUUUAUAAUAAAUUAUUAUUCUAAUUAAUUGUCUUGAUCGAAAUUCUUGAUUUUAAUACUUUAAUCUACGUUUAUCUACAUAAAAUGAAACAAAUUUAUAUAUACAUUUUUAAAACUGAAUAUUCUUAUCUUGUAAAUAAAUGUUUUUAUAAGAAUAUUGUACAAAUAAAUUAUGCGCGUUUCGCGGUGUAAACUGCA
Messenger RNA from Apis laboriosa (Himalayan honeybee), 2123 nucleotides. Its product is annotated as suppressor APC domain-containing protein 2. The record is from RefSeq and is a predicted model, not a curated record. The transcript has 5 exons. Bases 340 to 1692 code for a protein of 450 amino acids. NCBI's taxonomy places the organism in Eukaryota, Metazoa, Arthropoda, Insecta, Hymenoptera, Apidae.